Molecule: messenger RNA, 1442 nt
Organism: Spinacia oleracea (spinach)
Lineage: Eukaryota; Viridiplantae; Streptophyta; Magnoliopsida; Caryophyllales; Amaranthaceae
Product: LOB domain-containing protein 18
Exons: 2
Coding region: 390-1142 (250 amino acids)
Biological process (GO): positive regulation of DNA-templated transcription; hormone-mediated signaling pathway
Cellular component (GO): nucleus
Source: RefSeq, a predicted model, not a curated record
GUGGUGCGUUGGGUUAAGCUAAGCUAGACGGGCUUAUCUCAUGUUUGCUUCACGUAAGCAGCUACAUAUAUUGUGUCUUUGCUUUUUCGCGUGGCUUUAAAGAUUUGUCCUCCUACUUUCUUCUUCUUCUUCGUCUCCUCCUCUUUCUCUCUCCUCUUCUUCUCCUUCAUCAUCUUCUCCAUUUCUCACAACCCCCCAAUAAAAAUAAAAAUAAAAAUAAAAUCAUCCCUAGAAAAACAAACCAACCCAAUGAAACACUCACCUACUUUUACACCCGCCUCCUCACUUAUAUCACCCCUCAAAAAAAUCAUAUAAGAACAACCCUAACAAAUUCCUUUAAAAAAAAUAAAAAAUAAAAAGUUUGGUGUGAUCAUAUUUCAUAUAUCAUAAUGAGUUGUGCAAACCCUGGUGGUGGUAGUAGUAGUAGUAGUGGAGGAGGAGGGAGUGGUGUUGGUAGCGGUGGCGGUGGCGGGGGACCGUGUGGUGCUUGUAAGUUUUUGCGUAGGAAGUGUGUGGUUGGGUGUAUAUUUGCCCCGUAUUUCGAUUCGGAGCAAGGUGCGGCCCAUUUUGCAGCGGUGCAUAAGGUGUUUGGAGCAAGUAAUGUGUCAAAGUUGUUGUUACACAUUCCUGCUCAUAAGAGGCUUGAUGCUGUUGUUACAAUUUGUUAUGAGGCUCAAGCUAGGCUUCGUGACCCCGUUUAUGGUUGUGUUGCUCAUAUCUUUGCUCUUCAACAACAGGUUGUAAAUUUACAAGCGGAGCUCUCAUACUUACAAGCACAUCUCGUAAGCCUAGAAGUCCCAACACCACCGCCGCCACCACCCCAACCACUAAUGCCGCCACCGCAACUAUCAAUCUCCGACCUUCCGUCAGCAUCAACCGUGCCCGCCACCUAUGACUUAUCCUCACUAUUUGACCCAAUGGUUCAACCACUAUGGGCAAUGCAGCAGCAACAACAACAGCAACGAGGCCCAAUGGACCAACGCCCAUAUGGAUCGGGUGAUAGAGGCCCAAACAUUGGUCCUACCUCUAACAUUGGAGGGGUUGAUCUUCAAGCAGUGGCACGUGAGCUGCUUCAUAGACAUGGAUCUCCAACUUAUGGGCACAUGCAUGAUCCAUCACCUUCAUCAUCCAUGUCUAAAUGAGAUAAAUUGACUCCCAUAAUUAACAACAAGUACUUGACCCGAAACCGUUUUGAGAUGGUUCAGAUUAGAGAAUUUGGGUUUACAUCAGUACAAUUUGGAUAACUGAUCUGCCCUUUGUCGUAAUUAUUAUUGUUACUAUUAAUUUCUUUUCUUUAUUUAUCUUUUCUCUUGCCUUACUGAAUAUUUUGUUAUAUAAACGCUAGAAAAAUCAAUUUUUCGUUAAUUGUAUCAUUUAUAUGUAGGUUUAAUAGCAAACUUUAGUGCGGAGUAUAUUUUAUGUUGUCUAUCUUCUUUGAACAA